This is a messenger RNA of Colletotrichum truncatum, 2301 nucleotides long. Its product is annotated as polyubiquitin binding protein (doa1 ufd3). Gene Ontology annotation, biological process: proteasome-mediated ubiquitin-dependent protein catabolic process; ubiquitin recycling. Gene Ontology annotation, molecular function: ubiquitin binding. The record is from RefSeq and is a predicted model, not a curated record. Gene Ontology annotation, cellular component: cytoplasm; nucleus. NCBI's taxonomy places the organism in Eukaryota, Fungi, Ascomycota, Sordariomycetes, Glomerellales, Glomerellaceae.
AUGGCCGACUUCAAGCUCUCCGCCCAGCUGUCUGGCCACGACUCCGACGUCAAGGCCGUCAGCUUCCCAGCUUCCCAUACCAUCUUGUCUGCCUCGCGUGAUGGCAGUGUACGAGUCUGGCGUCAGACUUCCGAUUCUCCCCCCUCCUUCGAAGCUACCGUCUCAAGUCAGACCUCCGAAUUCGUCAACUCCGUCACAUAUCUUCCUCCUUCCGAAUCCUACCCGGAUGGCCUCAUCGCCUCUGGCGGCAAGGAUACCAUUGUCGAGAUCCGUCAACCACAGUCAAGUCCGGGCGAUCAUGCCGAGAGGCUGUUGAUUGGCCACUCCCAGAACGUCUGCAGUCUGGACGUCUCUCCCAAGGGGACAUACAUCGUGUCGGGUGGCUGGGACUCUCAGGCCAUUGUAUGGAGUACCAGCAAGUGGGAGCCUGAGAUUCGCCUCAGUGGUCACGAGAAGAGUGUCUGGUCUGUUCUUGCCCUGGACGAAGAGACAGUAGUCACCGGAUGCGCGGAUACAAGUAUCCGCAUAUACAACCUCCGCACUGCUGUCGCCGGUGACGCCGAACCCCGCUCUACCAUUUACACUCCCGAAGUCGUCCGCGCUCUAUGCAAAGUUCCCAAGGGCCACCCCAGUGGCGCUGAUAUCGCGAGCGCGAGCAACGAUGGCAUCAUCCGCCUGUGGAAGCUUAACGGCCAGCAGGUUGGCGAGCUCCACGGCCACGAGAGCUUCAUCUACGCCUUGACAAGCUUGCCUUCAGGUGAAUUAGUCAGCUCAGGCGAAGACCGUACCGUACGUGUAUGGAAGGGCAACGACUGCGUCCAGACCAUCACACAUCCUGCCAUCUCAGUAUGGACUGUGGCAGCGAACCCAGAGAACGGUGAUAUUGUGUCGGGAGCGAGUGACGGUGUUGCGCGUGUCUUUACCCGCAGCAACGAGCGGGCAGCAAGCGCCCAGGCUAUUUCUGACUUUGAGGAGUCUGUCAAGGCAUCCUCCAUUCCUCAACAACAGCUUCCGUCCAUCAACAAGGAGGAGCUGCCUGGCCCAGAGUUCCUCCAGACUAAGUCUGGCACCAAGGAGGGUCAGGUGCAGAUGAUUAACCAGGGCAAUGGCAACAUUACCGCUCACCAGUGGUCAGCAAGCCAACAGCAAUGGAUUAACAUUGGCACCGUCGUCGAUUCGGCUGGAAGCAGCGGCAAGAAAACGGAGUACAACGGCAAAUCCUACGACUACGUGUUCGACGUUGAUAUCGAGGACGGCAAGCCUCCCCUGAAGCUGCCCUACAACCUUUCUCAGAACCCCUACGAUGCCGCGACAAAAUUCCUGAACGACAACGAGCUCCCCAUCAGCUACCUAGAUAACGUGGCAAACUUCAUUACCCAAAAUACACAAGGCGCGACUCUUGGCCAGUCUGCGCCGGCCACUUCGGACCCGUACGGAACGGAAUCAAGAUACCGCCCCGGCGAGUCGGAGUUGAGGCCAAAGGUGCUGCCACAAGCCCACUAUUUGAACAUUACGGCCGGCAAGUACGAGGCCAUGAUCAACAAGAUCCUCGCCAUCAACGCGAAUAUGAUCUCCUCUGGCCGCAAGGACGCCGCUUUGAAUCCUUCCGAGCAGAACACUUUGAAGGCCGUUAAGGAGGCCAUCGAGAAUUCGAAGCCUGUCGAGCAGGCAGGUAUUGAUAUCGCCGUUAAGAUUGUGACUCUCUGGCCCUACUCAGAUCGCCUUGCUGGCCUGGACCUGCUGCGAUGCGUUGCCCCUUCGCCGUUUGCUGCCGAGUUUUCGGGAUCGGAGGGUUCAAUCCUUCAGGUCGCCAUUUCGAGUGCUUUGAACGCCCCUGACGGUGCCACGCCAAACGAGAAUUCGGUCAUGAUGGCCCUGCGUACUGUUGCUAACAUCUUCGGCUCCCCCAAGGGCGAAGCAUUAGCGGCGAAAGAGGCUGACACCGCCGCAUUACUUCUGGAGAGAGUACUCGGCUUAUCUGGCGGUGCAGCCAUUGGCCGGUUCAACCGCAACAUUCUAAUUGCAGCGACCACAAUCCUCGUCAACUACGCCGCCUAUGCGAACAAGGAACGGACGUCGGCCCAAUCGAAGCGUUUUAUUACCGCACUUGGAAAGAUACUUUCGGAGCAGACCGAUUCCGAGGUUAUCUACCGGGCACUUGUUGCAUUGGGAACAUUUGCUUCUGUGAGUAAGGCGGAGAUCAAGUCGCUCGGAGGUGAGGGCUGGAUCAAAUCCGCCGUGGACAAGGUGUCGGAGGUGCGUGUGAAGGAGGUGGGCAGGGAGGCUAUUCAGCAAUUGUGA